Molecule: messenger RNA, 2379 nt
Organism: Daphnia pulicaria
Lineage: Eukaryota; Metazoa; Arthropoda; Branchiopoda; Diplostraca; Daphniidae
Product: protein dimmed-like
Exons: 1
Coding region: 843-1730 (295 amino acids)
Molecular function (GO): protein dimerization activity
Source: RefSeq, a predicted model, not a curated record
AUCUCAAAUCGUAAAAAAUGAAAAACUGUUGUGCCCUUUGCUUUUGACUGCCAAAUUACAAGAUAAACACAUUGGAACUCCUUCGUACUGAUCUUCGAUCAAGCGAACGGCAGAGUUGAGUUAGUUGGAAUUAUUCGAGUUACAGGAACCUUCCGUGCCCUCUGGUGGGAGUUGAGAAAGAGGAUUUUGGCUUUAGUGGAGGUGUACAAGCGGGUGAAAAAGAAAUAAAAUAAAGAUCAAAGAAACAGUCAAAAAGAGAAGAAAAAAAAACGAAAAAAAAAUAACAUUCGAGUCCGACCCUUCUUCAAUUCUCGCUGGCUCCUAUUGGUGUUUCGGGUGUUCCGCAGCCGUUGGGCACAGCAGCAGUAGUAAACACAACAGAGUACAAAGCCAAAAGGUAGAUAAAAAAAAAUAAAAAUAAAAAGGCGAAAAAAGAAAUGGAGGCUUAUGCUGCAGGACAGUGUAAUUGGUCUACCUCCGAGGGACGAGGCCCAUCACACGGAGAAGAAACAAGAAAUUUCCACGCGGGGUCCAUCCACAGGUAAAAAUAAGAAAAGUCGGGAGGGUGGAUAAAGUAGAGAGUGGGAGGUAGGUGGGUUGGAUAUGAGAAGGAGGAGGUAGAAGAGGAGGAAGGGUCGAGGUAUAAAGGUGAGGGUUCGAGUUGGCUGAAAGUCAGAUCAGCUUGUGGUUUGCUCCCGUGCACACUUCAACCAUUUCUUGCUCGCUCGCUCUACUCUCUCGCUCUACGCUCUCUAUCUCUCUACCACUUGACUCUUUUCGCUUUUCCCAAAGUGCAUCAAAGGCAAGAGUCGACUUUUUGACGGAAGUUUAGUGAGGCAGACAUGUUCCAGGAUUGCAACAAGAAGCGCUUCAUGGCCAGCGUGAACAAAACCGGCAAACACGACGAGUUGUCCGCCUACUUGAACGACAGCAAGUGCAUCAUCACUCCGCUGCCGCCCGUCAGUUCCAUCCGCCAUCCGCACAGCAGCAACUGUUUCGACGCCGCUUCCGACGGCUACAACACUCCCAGCCCAAUGUCUUCCGAAAGCAACGACCACGGCCACCACAUGGGCGGUGUCCAUCACUCGUACCGCGGCCACUUUGGCGAAAGUCCGUUGCCGUCGCCCACUCAUCCGCACCACCACGGAAUUUCCUCGUCGGUCGGAGCCUCCGACGAGGAGAUCCGUCAGCGGUUGCAGUACUUUUCCCAGCCGCCGAGCAACGGCUCGUCCAGCAACUACUACGACCUGCGCGUCAGCGUCAAAGACGAUCCCGAACGCUGUUACGUCUCCACCGGUCUGCCGACACCCAGUUCUCCCGGCUCGCCGUUCGACAGCCACCACCACCACCACCACCAACAGCACAUCAACACGGCGGUCAACUCGCCAGUCAGCCCGGCCCCAUCGUCCGUCCAUCCGCUGAUGGCCGAACAUCAAAACCAGUCGAGCAACCAGAGCGGCUCCGAUUCCGAGUUGACGUUUCCUCGCAGCACCAGCAGCGCAUCCAACGGACAGAAACGGCCGCUCAAGGAAGUGGCUCCGCAGGUGAUGAAGAAACGCCGACUGGCCGCCAACGCUCGCGAACGCAGACGGAUGAACAACUUGAACAGCGCCUUCGACCGGCUGCGCGACGUCGUGCCCGCUCUGGGCAACGACCGACAACUCUCCAAGUACGAAACGCUCCAAAUGGCUCAGAGUUACAUCACGGCAUUGUGGGAACUGCUUCAGUAAGGCAAGGAGGAGCCCAGGCAGGUCUUUAACGACGAUUAUUACUGUACCUUAUUGCCAUUCCCAAUUCAAACGGUUACAAGUCUCUAAAGAAGCCUAAAGACGGGUCGACAACUCAUUCCAGUUAUGCAUGAUAAAAGCAGACGUUAAGUACCUCAUCAUUCAUUUGUAUUCCUCCCUUGAAAGUUAAAAGUGUCCGAAUGUUUAGCAUAAAUGCUAUACUACACUAGACUUGCUCAUCGCGCCGCACAUUCGCCGCUGAAUGGCAAGCGAUUCAGGAUAAAAAGCUCGGUGAACAGAUCGAACAAGAGAUUCAUGGCUUUUUGGCAUGACAUUUUCAACCGUUGUUAUUGCAUACACAUAAAUCUAGUCUGUUUCGUUGAUGGUGCGCGGCCGGCCGCUGUUUCUGACGCCGACGACGACGCCAUUUAUUGUAUAUCGCCUCAGUAUGUAACUCUUUUUUUUUUCUAUCUUUCUCUCUCUCUCUUUCUCUCGUGCUAUGUGCUCAACUCUCAACGCCUUCCUCUUUUGAAUAAUUGUCGGAGCACUGUGCGCGCCCCCCUCCACUCUCUCUCGCAUUUCCACGCAACUCCGCCGGCUCUGGCCGGUCGCUGCGCGGCAUUCAUAAUUGGAGGCUGUCCAGCUCGUCUUU